Clunio marinus is the source of this 2546-nucleotide messenger RNA. NCBI's taxonomy places the organism in Eukaryota, Metazoa, Arthropoda, Insecta, Diptera, Chironomidae. The record is from the annotation of a GenBank genome assembly.
UUCGACAAAUUUCGACUACAUAGUCGAUGAAGUUCUUCAAUAAACAGUCAAACUUCAAGAAAGGAUUUCAAUAAAAUAAAAUUGAAAAUAGAUCUAAGUUCAUUUUGGUUAAAGAAUCAAGUAAAAGUGAAAUUAAAAGUUUGUUAAGAAAUCACUUUAAAGUGGUAAUAUUUUAAAUUUCGUGUUCUUUCUUCAAUUGACGUUAUGAGAGACUUUUCGCCUCGUCGUGAACGCCGAGAACGUACAGAUCGUUCAGAUCGUUCAUCAAAUAUGCCGCGCUUCAGAGAAUGGGAUUUGAAAUGCAAAGUUUAUGUAGGCAAUCUUGGAUCGUCAGCGUCAAAGCAUGAAAUCGAGAAAUCAUUCAGUAAAUACGGUCCAUUAAGAAAUGUUUGGGUGGCACGUAAUCCCCCAGGUUUUGCCUUUGUUGAAUUUGAAGAUUCAAGAGAUGCUGAAGAUGCAGUUAGAGCGUUGGAUGGAACACGAGUGUGUGGAACAAGAAUCCGCGUAGAAAUGUCUUCAGGACGAACAAGACGUGACGAAGGUCGUAGAGGAGGACCAAGUCGAGAUGACCGACGAGGAGGCGAACGACGCUACAGGUUUGAACAAAACUUGCUAAUUAAUGUAACUAACACCAAAAAAACUUCUAAUUUCAAAGUCAAAUAUGGAGAUUUUUGUCGAAAGAAUUCGCUUAAGUAGUAGAUUUGAACUAACACGAUUGAAAUCACAUCCAAACAUUGACUUCUGUUGUAACUCUUCAAUUUUUCUUCUCAACUUCUUUAAUAUUAGUUGCACUAUUUUUCUUAUAAAGAUUUAGCUUAAGUCCUCUAUUGUAUUUUGUGAACCAUUCCCAAUAUUUGUAUCUUUUUCGCCCUCCAUCAUUCAAAGCAUAGAAGCAAUCUGACGAUGAGUGUAAAUAAUCGUUUUUGGUGGUCUUUUGUUGAUCAAAAAAAGCAAAAAAGAGAUUUUUUCAUUUUUCUGUUGAAUGUUUUUUAAUAUGAAAAAUUUAGACAAUCACUGAUUUUUUUAGAUAAUUUUUAAUUGAAAAUGCCAAAUCCUGCUGACAAAUUUCAGGAAUUUCCAUCAUAAACACCAACACCUCGACAACAACAACACAUGUUCAUCGCUUCUGUCGUCCCUGCAUCGAUAUGUUGGCAAAAUUUACGCGAACAUGACAUGGCUAUUUUCUUUUUCAAUAUUUCCACCAUAAAAAAAAGUAAUUAUGGAUGAAAAUGUGCGAAAUUGUGAAUAUUGCCAGAGUCAUGUUGAACGUGAUAGCCUCGGUUCUCUGAUCAUGGCGUGCUCUUGCUUCGAAAGCAUCUGCUUCAUCUGCUAGCGUUGCUUCACUGUGCGCCAUCUUUCCAUUAGAAUGUUUUCUUUCUGUUGCUUCCAUCGGGGAUAUCAAAAAAGCAAACACAAAACAAAAAUAUAAAACAAAAAAUUAUGACCAGAACCUUCUGACUUUGACCGUAAUACGACAUGGAAAUUUCUCAAUGUCUACUUCCAUCAGUGGCUUUAUCUAAACUCGGUUGUUGAUCAAAACAAUUAACGUCAACCAACGACCACCAAAUUUAUCCAACCACAAAUACACCAUCUUCCCAUCUUCUGCUACUUCGUGAGAUGUUGUUUUACGCAAUAUAUAAAUCUAACUUUAACUCAACUCUUCAUCAUCUUGAUUUAAUUCAUCAUUUAAACUACUAUCUGAUAAAAUAAUCACCACCAACCUGCCUCCUCAAUUACUUCAUCAACUUCACCAACCAAAUUUAUACUUUCGUUAUCGCGAAGAAAUAAAAAAUGCGUUUCCCACAUAAGUACGUCAGCUCUACCAAUCCAGCUGUUGAAAUGUCUCCAGUGUCAGCAACACCACCUUUAGUAGUUAAUCAAAAGUUUAAUUGCUUAAUUUUGACUGAAACUUCGCGCAGACAUUUUAAGAAUAAAAAAAAUGAGAACGCCGACAAGAGUUCUUUCAAAUAGGUUGCAGCAUUAAACAAACAUCUUUAAAAUAGCAUCGAAAGUUAUUAGCUUGCAAUCAACAAAUGUAACGGGAGCGUCUCUGCAAUGCAAUAAGCAAUCAAAAUUAUGCAACGCAAUCCACCUCUUAUCUUAUUGACAAAUAAACAAAAUCAUCACAUUAAUGAACCAAGCAGCUUGCUCCUUUCAUCAACACAACAGAUUUUCAACACUUUCAAAUUUCUUCCCUCACAGGUCAAGGUCUAGAAGUCCUCGAGGUCGCUCACCAGCUCGUCGCUCUCGUAGUGAGAGUAUCAGCCGCGAUCGUUCAGACUCGCGUGAUCGACGUUAAGUAAGCUGUCUAAUGUAUGUGAAGAAGGUCAAACAAGUUUUCAUUAUCAAUUUUUUAAUUAUAUCUUAAUAUUUCCAUUUAAAGUUUUCUCUGAUUUUUUAAAAAGUUUCAUUCAUAUUGACAAAAUCAAAUCAAAGUCAAAAGAACAUUUAAGUGAAUAAGUUUUUCAUUUAAUUCCUUAAUAUCUUAAGAUGAAAUGUUAUUUCCUUGACAAAAUAAAAGCAGAGUUAGAUUUUUAAUCAUUAAA